AUGAAGUCUCUUGUUGCUUCCGCAGCGGCGUCGACCUUGGUGCUGCUUGCCUCUGCCAAUCAGCAGAUUCCACAAGGGGCGGUGCGCCAGGAUGGCUGGGGCAAUGCGAUAGUGAUCAAUCUGUGCUCGGAAAAUGCCUUUUACGUGCUUGACAACAAUCCUACCACAGCGACCAUUAGCCCAUCGGCGACUAUGUCAGUUCCGCUGUACACUAAAGCUGCGGACGGUGGUGGUGGAAGUAUCAAAAUGUUCACCGAUCCUAAGAUGGAUCUCUAUGCGAAGCCAGCCAGAGCUUGCACUCAAUUUGAAUUCACACCCACCAACGAGCAGGUCUUUCUCGACAUCUCGAACGUGAAUUCCAACAAUGGCGAGGGCCAGAAUGGGAAUGGGGAAUCAUGUGACGACUAUCCUCCCUUCAUGAAGGGUGGCUUGCAGCUCGUUGUCCCUGAUUUGGAGGAUAUUCUGUGCCCUCCUGGACAGAACCCUUGCAAGACCGCGUACUCAAAGUACAACGACGACUUCGCUACCACCGCUACGAGUGUUUUUCAUGACAUUAAACUACUUCUCUGUCCUAACGGAGGCUCCACCGGCGGCCAGAUUGGAAGUGGCAAGUCUGAUGGCUCAGGGACGAAGGCCGCAUCUCAAUCCGGGGAUGACCAGAACGAUCAGCAAAAGGAUCAGUCACAACAGUCGAAGGCGAACGACCAGCCCAAGAAAGACCAACAACAGUCACAAUCACAAUCACAAUCACCACCCCCGAAGCAAGAGGUAAAGGUCGAGGACAAGCACGCUCAAUCGCCAUCUCCGACGGAGGAUGACGAUGAUGUUGUUGUAGUAUCACACUAUGUCAACGCACCAGCAGUCACCGUGUACAGCUACGUAUACGCAGAAGGGGAAGGGAAUGCCGAAGAGCACAACAAAGAGAAAAGACAAGAACACGUCCACCAGCACGUACACAACAAAAUCCACAAACGAAGGCACGGUGCAUAA
This is a messenger RNA of Bacidia gigantensis, 990 nucleotides long. RefSeq lists its product as uncharacterized. The record is from RefSeq and is a predicted model, not a curated record. The transcript has a single exon. NCBI's taxonomy places the organism in Eukaryota, Fungi, Ascomycota, Lecanoromycetes, Lecanorales, Ramalinaceae. Bases 1 to 990 code for a protein of 329 amino acids.